AGAGAUAAUGGAAGAGACAAAAUCAAGAUUCAGGAGGAUCUGUGUCUUCUGCGGAAGCAGUUCCGGCAACAAAACCACUUAUCACGACGCUGCUCUCCAACUCGCUCACCAACUGGUGGAAAGAAACAUCGAUUUGGUGUAUGGAGGGGGAAGCGUGGGGCUAAUGGGUCUCAUUUCUCAAGCUGUUCAUGAUGGUGGUGGUCAUGUUCUUGGGAUCAUUCCGAAGUCUCUAGCACCAAGAGAGAUAACCGGUGAAUCAAUAGGAGAAGUUAUAACAGUAUCGACUAUGCACCAAAGGAAGGCUGAAAUGGUUCGCCAAGCGGAUGCCUUCAUUGCACUUCCUGGUGGAUAUGGGACAUUUGAAGAGUUGUUGGAAGUCAUCACUUGGUCUCAACUUGGGAUCCACACUAAACCGGUGGGACUAUUGAACGUGGAUGGAUUCUACGAUUCACUAUUGACGUUUAUAGAUAAGGCAGUGGACGAAGGCUUCGUCUCCUCCACCGCUCGCCGUAUCAUCGUCUCUGCUCCAAACGCUCCUCAAUUACUUCAACUUCUUGAGGAGUAUGUUCCAAAACACGACGAUUUUGUAUCCAAAAUGGUGUGGGACGAUACUACGGAUGCUUUCACUUUGGAAGGCGACUCAUUUUAGCUAUAUUAGUUCAUUCGUAUC
Messenger RNA from Arabidopsis lyrata subsp. lyrata, 670 nucleotides. RefSeq names its product cytokinin riboside 5'-monophosphate phosphoribohydrolase LOG2. The transcript is spliced from 7 exons. NCBI's taxonomy places the organism in Eukaryota, Viridiplantae, Streptophyta, Magnoliopsida, Brassicales, Brassicaceae. Gene Ontology annotation, biological process: cytokinin biosynthetic process. Gene Ontology annotation, cellular component: cytosol; nucleus. The coding region runs from base 8 to 649 and encodes 213 amino acids. Gene Ontology annotation, molecular function: hydrolase activity, hydrolyzing N-glycosyl compounds. The record is from RefSeq and is a predicted model, not a curated record.